AUGGCUCUCAUGAUCAUGAGGAGCUCUAUCAAUGUCUUCUUCGACGGCUACCAGUCUUUUACCUCCAUUGCUGCUCUGCUCGUCUUGCCGGCUUCGACUUCCAUUCUGUUGUCGCAGGCGAUGGUUCCGUUGUCGGGGCCCGUCAUCAAGACUAUCUCUCUCCGGCUGUCGGCCAUGUUCCUGGCCGCGAGGUUCCCUGCUUCGUCGGACUUCUUCGCCCUGCUCAACUUGAAGCUCUCACAGACCGUGUUCACCUUCGUGGCCACGCUUCCGCUUGUCCUCACGCUCCUCCUCGUGGCCAAGGCUUGCGUCAUCCUCGUCGUGUGUGGCGGCCGGAGGAGCCGGCAUGGGUCGCCGCCGUUGUCCGCCGCUCUGCGCCGCUACUGCUCGAUUCUGCCUACACACCUCUUCAAUUCCUUCGCCAUCCUCUCUGCCAACGCCGCCGUCUUCGCCUUCCUAUUCCUCGCCUUCAACGCCGCCGACGCCCUCAGCGUGGCUUCCAACUCCACCCUCCUCCUCCUCCUCUCCGCCGCCGGAACCGUCCUGUACUCCGUCGUGAUCGCCAACGCGACCGUGAUCUGCAACCUGGCCAUCGUCGUGGCCGCCGUGGACGGCUGUGGCGGGCUGCUCCCGGUGCUCAAGGCAUGCUUCCUCGUGAGGGGGCAUGCGUCGACGGCCCUGACACUGGCUUUACCGGCCAACCUCGGAAUGGCCGCUGUGGAGGCUCUGUUCCAGUACAGGGUGAUCCGGCAAUACAACAUUUCAGGGGAAUUGAGCUCGUCUUUGCUGUGGGAGGCCAUUUCCAUCGUUUACUUAUACGCAUUGCUGCUCGUUCUCGAGGUCAUCAUGAAUUGCAAGUUAGUUCAUCAUCCAAAUCAAUGCUUUGGGACUGUACAUUUGAACGAAAAUGCAGUAUUUCCUGCUGUUUGUGCGAGCUUCGAGGACAGAAAGCAACAAAAGAGCAUGGAAGUUGUGAAGGACCAAACAGAGGUCGAAAGUCUCAUGUCUACAGGACUGAAUAAAACGGCCGAGGCUCCACUGUCAAAACCGGCUUUUGAUGGCCAUGAAUUCAACGUACAAUCGACUGGGAUCGUAGUCUCAUGCCUUAAGUCCCCGCCCACCCACCAAGCAAUAACCAUCAGUUAA
Messenger RNA from Zingiber officinale, 1146 nucleotides. RefSeq lists its product as uncharacterized. The coding region runs from base 1 to 1146 and encodes 381 amino acids. Lineage: Eukaryota; Viridiplantae; Streptophyta; Magnoliopsida; Zingiberales; Zingiberaceae. The transcript has 3 exons. The record is from RefSeq and is a predicted model, not a curated record.